UAAUAUCGUGUUGCGAAUAUACACAACAGUUAAAAAUGAAUUUCUUUUAGACCUCAGUUAAAGAAAAUGUCAAAGCCUAUGUCUGGAAAAGUGUGUUUGGUGACAGGAGCAACACGAGGAAUUGGUAAAGGUAUAGCGUUACAGCUAGGACAAGCUGGUGCAACAGUCUACAUAACUGGCAGGACUCUGACUACAAAUAAAGCUGAUCCUAUAGGAGGUUCCUUGACAGACACUGCGAAUGAGUUAAGUAAUAUAUUUCAAAAUGGAGCAACUAGCUUAUUCUUGAAAAAUAUGUUAUUGAAUAUUAUUAUUGAGAAAAGAGGAGGAUCAUGUAUUCCAGUACAGUGUGAUCAUGCAAAGGACGGUGACAUCCAAGCAUUGUUUAAUCGUAUUUCAAAAGAACAAGAUGGUAGGCUAGAUGUGCUGGUAAACAAUGCAUUUAAUACCGCUCAGGGUUUGAAAGAAAACAUGGGACAACCAUUUUGGGAGCAACCUAUUACAAUGUGGGAUGCUGUUAAUAACGUUGGACUCAGGAAUCACUACAUAUGUUCCGUGCAUGCAGCAAAACUAAUGACAGCAAGAAAGAAGGGUCUGAUUGUUAAUAUAUCGUCCAUGGGAGGACUUCAGUACACGUUUAGUGUCCCAUAUGGAGUAGGUAAAGAGGCUUUGGACAGAAUGGCAGCAGAUUGUGCUGUUGAAUUGAGAGCUAGUAAUGUUGCCUUUGUUAGUUUAUGGCCUGGUGCGGUAAGGACUGAAUUCUUUACACAUAUGGUUAAAACGCAAACAGCUGAUGGAUUUUUUAAUGCGGGACGAGCUGAAAAUGAGCCCAAGCUUGACUGUUCUGCAAUUUAUAGCAUAGCACUGAGUACUGAGUAUGAAGGAAAAGCAGUUUUAGCCUUAGCUUCGGAUAUAAACAUAAUGAAAAAAUCCGGUAAAGUUUUAAUGACUGCAGACCUUGGAUAUGAAUACGGAUUUAAGGAUAUAGAUGGUAGAGAACCGAUGAAUAUCAGACAACUGAGUACACUUAUACAAAUGAACCCAAAGACAAGAUGGCUGGCUAAUAUAAUUCCAAAUUUUAUUUACCUUCCAAAAUGGAUGUUGGCUUUAUCUGGAAAUAAGUUUUAGUAGUCAUAGUGCAAUUUUGUUAUACUUAUAUCAUGUGCAAUAGGAUUUUUGUUGCGUAUUGUUAUGUACAUUCAUGUUCCAACAGUAUUAGUACAUGUUCAGUCUGAUAAAAAGAAGUUUAUGUUGGGUUUCCAUCGCAAUUAAGACGAUUAACUCUUUUAACAUUAUUCGAUGUGUGUAAAAGUCGACGACAUUUGCGAUGCGAUGAUUAGAUAUGCGACUUAUAUAAUAAUAUAUCAAUUGAAUAAUCUAGAAUUAUAUUAUAAUUCAUUUGCAGCAACUAAUUGAACUUAAAUAAAAUGAAACACAUAAUUUCAA
This is a messenger RNA of Mytilus californianus (California mussel), 1443 nucleotides long. RefSeq names its product dehydrogenase/reductase SDR family member 1-like. The transcript has 11 exons. The coding region runs from base 67 to 1125 and encodes 352 amino acids. NCBI's taxonomy places the organism in Eukaryota, Metazoa, Mollusca, Bivalvia, Mytilida, Mytilidae. The record is from RefSeq and is a predicted model, not a curated record.